AUGGACAAACUGCACGAGUAUCAGGGUUUGACCGGGCGUUGGCACGAGUGGCGUUCCAAUGCCCGCCAGUGGCACGAAGGAUGGCGCGAACGCCAUCCCGGUGGUGUGCGUCAGUACCUGAAAGAUACGGUGCUGAACGGUGGUGGAACACACACAGCCGCACCGAUGGGUACGGACCCCGAGCACGGUGUCAGAACGGAAUGGAACGAGGGUGCGGUGGACUUCUCGCACAUCUAUCGUCGUAAAACGCGCCUGGAGCUGAUACGCAUCUCUGCCGCCGUGAUGGGUAUCGAGUUUUCGUACGCGGCUGAGACGGCAUUCGUCUCUCCGACGCUGCUGAAGAUCGGCGUCGAACAUCAGCACAUGACGCUGGUCUGGUGUCUGUCGCCGCUGGUAGGCUUCUUUCUAACGCCCGUGCUCGGUUCGCUGAGCGACCGGUGUCGCAGCAAAUUUGGCCGCCGGAGACCGUUCAUAAUGCUGUUGUCGAUCGGUGUACUGCUCGGUUUGCUGCUCGUCCCGAACGGUGAGGAUGUUGGGUACGCCCUCGGUGACUUUAACCCGUACGCCAUCAACACAACUGGGAGCGGUGGCAACAGUAGCGAUGACGGUACGAUCGCUGGCUAUGUGUGGCAGGAACCACCCGACAACGGUAGACAACGCAGCUUGGAGCCAAUGUCGCAGCGUACCGCAACGAUCAAGGCGGCGCUGGUACCGCCGGACAUCCCCGCACAGAGACCACGCCAUCCGUGGGGUAUCUUCUUCACCAUACUCGGCACGGUACUGCUCGAUUUCGAUGCGGACGCCUGCCAAAGUCCGGCACGGGCCUUUCUGCUCGAUGUUACCGUGCCGGAGGACCACGCCCGUGGGUUGUCCACCUUCACCAUCAUGGCGGGAUUGGGCGGAUUCAUGGGCUACUCGCUUGGCGGUAUCGACUGGGACAAUACCUCGCUCGGGAUCGUACUGGGCGGACAUGUGCGGGCCGUCUUCUCACUCAUCACGAUCAUCUUCAUCGUGUGCGUCCUCUGCACGGUGACGAGUUUUAGCGAAAUUCCCCUGUGGAUCCUGGAGGAGGAGCUCGAACGGCAGGAUCCACCGAUGGAGUUGCGUCCGAACCGUACGGGGAGUGAGGAACCCGUCACCUACGGUGCGACGCUACACGAGCGACCGUCAGAUGGUGUUACGCGCGGUGACCAACAACCCGGCGCCAGCUACGACGAACUCCCCGGCGAGAACUUCACCGAGACUAGCUUUAGCCGGCACGAAACAUCCAAAGCGAAUGGUGACGCCACUAGCAACGUCAAGCGUAGCAUCGAGGACAAUGGCCGCGAUACACCGUACGAGGAAGAAAAGCCAGCCGUUACGCUCAGUAUGUACCUGCUGUCGAUCAUCUACAUGCCGCACUCGCUGCGGAUGGUUUGUCUGACGAAUCUGUUCUGCUGGAUGGCACACGUUUGCUACUCACUGUACUUUACCGACUUUGUCGGCGAGGCCGUGUUUGAUGGAGAUCCGAAGGCAUUGGACGGUACUGAGAAGUAUCUGCUCUACGAAGCAGGUGUGCGAUUUGGGUGCUGGGGCAUGGCGAUGUACUCGCUGUCAUGUGCCUGCUACUCACUGAUCAUCGAGCGGCUUAUCAAGAGGUUCCGAGCUAAGAGCGUUUACGUUGGAGGGUUACUCUUCUACUGUUUGGGUAUGUCACUGAUGGCUCUGUCGAAGCAUCGCGUCGGUGUGAUUGUAUUUAGCUGGACUGCAGGUGUCAUGUACUCGACGCUCUUCACCAUGCCCUAUCUGCUCGUUGCCCACUAUCAUUCGGAGGGUGUGUUUGAGUUGAACGAAUGUGGCGAGGCAAAACAAAGCACCGGCGCCAUCCGUGGGCUCGGCACGGACGUGGCCAUCGUGAGCAGUAUGGUGUUUCUCGCCCAGUUUGUGCUGUCCAUCUGUAUGGGUUCGAUCGUCGCCUGGACCGGUACGACGACCGCCGUAGUUACCAUUGCCGCCAUGUUAAGCUUCUGUGGGGCCCUAUCCGCCACACAGAUCAUGUAUUUGAAUUUGUAA
This is a messenger RNA of Anopheles marshallii, 2052 nucleotides long. It is a transcript of the gene lovit, whose product is annotated as proton-associated sugar transporter A. The record is from RefSeq and is a predicted model, not a curated record. NCBI's taxonomy places the organism in Eukaryota, Metazoa, Arthropoda, Insecta, Diptera, Culicidae. Gene Ontology annotation, cellular component: membrane. The transcript is spliced from 4 exons. Gene Ontology annotation, molecular function: sucrose:proton symporter activity. Bases 1 to 2052 code for a protein of 683 amino acids.